GCGAGCCGGCUCUUGAUUGGCGGGGAGGCUGAGCGGCGGGGUAAAAAGCGCGCGUUCCAGGCAGCCUGGCUCUAAUCGGGAGGAGAAGGAUGGGGGACGCGUAGUGCUGUUGGAGGUGGAAGCGGAGGCGAGCGUCCGGGCAUGGAGUGCCGGCUGGAAGCGCACCGCAUCGUGAGCAUCUCGCUGGGCAAGAUGUACAACGCGCGGUGCCAGCGCGGCGGAGCCAAGCUGCACAAGAACCUCCUGGUCUCGCUGGUCCUGCGCAGCGCGCGGCAGGCUUUCCUGGAAGGAGGAGGAGGAGGAGGAAUAGGAGGAGGGGGGCUGCCUCCCUUCCUGGCGCCGGGCUGCUCCUGCUGCUGCUCCCGCCUGCCCGCCCUGCCCUUCUGCCCCAGGAAGCGCAGCGCCGCCCGCGAGGAAGAGGAGGAGGAGGAGGAAGGGGAGGCGCCCUCCAAGAAGCCCCGCCGCGAGGAAGAGGAGCCAGGCAGGGAGCCCGGCAACGUGGCCAGCCUCAUCUCCAUCUUCGGAUCCAGCUUCUCGGGACUCUUGAGCAAGAAAGGAGGAGGAGGAGGAGGGCGAGGGAGGCGGAGGCAGGACGAGGAGGAGCCCCUCCGCAGCCUCAGCCCUUGGAGCACCGCCAUCGUGGCCUUCUGACCUCGAGGAAGCAUUGCAGGGAGUCUGGGACUCUCUCCUCCUGGGACUCUCUCCUCCUGGGACUCUCUCCUCCUGGGACUCCCCCCUUAUUGGGUUCUGGCUUCCUGAUGGAGUUGUCUUUGAGACCUUGGGGAGGAUCUGUUGUUCCCUGGUGUGUCAUGUUUUUGGUCUACCCUUAGCCACCUUUGUUCUAUAAAGGCGGUUAUUGGGGGAGCCUUUUGUACAGUUGUUCCCUUUCUUGGAUCCAUGUGGGUUUUUGUAUUGUUUUGACGUGUGUGAUACAGAUUAAACACAUUAGAUGUUA
This is a messenger RNA of Anolis sagrei ordinatus, 955 nucleotides long. It is a transcript of the gene IER5, whose product is annotated as immediate early response 5. The record is from RefSeq and is a predicted model, not a curated record. NCBI's taxonomy places the organism in Eukaryota, Metazoa, Chordata, Lepidosauria, Squamata, Anolidae.